Molecule: messenger RNA, 708 nt
Organism: Musca vetustissima
Lineage: Eukaryota; Metazoa; Arthropoda; Insecta; Diptera; Muscidae
Product: ficolin-2-like
Exons: 5
Coding region: 1-708 (235 amino acids)
Source: RefSeq, a predicted model, not a curated record
AUGUGUCGUGAGGAUAAUAUGGGAAAUGGACAUGCGGAUGGGGAAACACUAAAACAUAUCAACGAUGUAGAUGAUAUAAAAGAUUCCACUGAAAAUAUGCAGUCGAGAAAAAAUACGAAAGAUUUACCAAUGUUUGAUAUUCGUGUUGAUAAUUUGUCCGGUGAGUGCCGCGCCCAAGGUCCGUAUUCUAGUUGUGCUGAAAUAACGGCCUGCACCCAACGCAGUGGCUACUAUUAUAUUUAUAUCCCGCAGUUCAGUAACGAAAGUUUCCUUGUCGAAUGUGAUGCCCAUACCGAGGGCGGCGACUGGACGGUUAUUCAAAGACGUGAGGAUGGUUCAUGUGAUUUCUAUCGCACAUGGGACGAAUAUAAGAUGGGUUUUGGCGAGGUGGAUGGAGAAUUUUUCAUAGGGCUGGAUAAGCUGUUUGCCCUGACCAAUUAUCAAGGACCCCAGGAACUGUUGAUACUCAUGGUAAAUGGUACCAACGAAGCUAAGGGUUAUGCCAAAUACGCUAGCUUCAAAAUUGCCAAUGAAGAAGAGAAUUAUAAACUAAUACGAACGGGGCAGUAUACGGGUACAGCGGGGGAUUCGCUGAGAUCUCACGUCGGUAUGGAAUUCACUACCAAAGAUGAGGACAAUGAUUUAUAUGCGGAGAAAAAUUGUGCAGUUUCUUAUAAGGGCGCAUGGUGGAUCGCCAGUGUCAUUUAA